GACAGAGAAGAUGUAAAUGGUAUAUAAGUAACGGAUGUAAGGGGAGAGAAAUUAUUUAAUUUUACAGCACACUUACAGUACUAUCACAGUAUUAACAUUGUGUCUUCUGACUAUAUUAUUUGUCUCCUUAAUAGGUUAACAUUAAUAUCUGCAAUGUGAAGUGUGCAGUAUCUAUAUGCCUUUAGGGUUCCUUAUCAAGUCUGACUCAGUCCCAAUCUGCAGAUGCCUGAUAAGGAAUGUUCCCAGAGAAGCACACUCUCUGUCUAACAGAAUGGCUCCUACCUACACCAGAGACUCUGACAACACCAUGCUCUCUACUAAAGACAAACAUAAACUAAGGAAACCAGUUGUGGAGAAGAUGCGUAGAGACCGCAUCAACACCUGCAUAGAGCAGCUCAAGACCCUUCUGGAGAGGGAGUUCCACAAACAGGACCCCAAUGCCAAGCUGGAGAAGGCUGACAUCCUGGAGAUGACGGUGGGGUUCCUGAAGCAGCAGCUGCAGCCUCAGCGCCCAGUCCUUCAGAGGGCCCACAGUGAGGGCUACUCCCAGUGCUGGAGGGAGACACUGCACUUCCUGUCUUCCAGCUCCAUGAAGGACAUGAUGCUCCAUAACCUCCAGAGAGCUGAACAGGACAUCUGUCUCUCCUCUCCACUCUCCUCCCAACACCAAAACCACAACCAGGGCCCAGUGAAACAGGCCAUCACAGGCCACAAAUCAGUCUGGAGGCCUUGGUAGAACCACCGCAUAGAGAGACUAUCUCACAAACUGGAUGGAUGUUUGCCAUCUUUCUUGCUGUAGGAAAUACAUUUCCAAACGUUAUACUGAAAUUAUAUUAUUUUCUUGUUAUAUUUGAACGGAAUUCUACUGAUGUGAUUAUUUGUUCUCAGAGAAGAAGCUGAAAACAUAUUUGUAUUAAUUCAUAAUGAAGAAUAUGUUUGAUAUUUUAUGUCUAUGUUUAUGUGUGUAUGCAUUUUGUGCUCACUUGAUGCACCAAUGUGUUCUUUAGUCCUUUCAUUUUCUAUGAAGAUGAUUUGUAAAGGUCACAUCUUAAUGUGUAUGGUUGCUUAGCUAACUCAAAUCUUGCUUUAACUCUAUUAUAUGUACUGUCCUAAUGAAGGACAUUUACAAAUGCUUUGAUAUGUCUUUUGUAAAGGCUUUUUGGGACAUUGUUGUUCCACCAUAGGCACUGUUGUGCUGUGAAAUGUAUUGUUGACACUGUGUGUCUUUCAUUCUCACUUGAUAAAGUGAACAGACACCUAAAAUGGAUUCCAAUAAAC
Messenger RNA from Oncorhynchus keta (chum salmon), 1278 nucleotides. RefSeq names its product transcription factor HES-5-like. Gene Ontology annotation, cellular component: nucleus. The record is from RefSeq and is a predicted model, not a curated record. NCBI's taxonomy places the organism in Eukaryota, Metazoa, Chordata, Actinopteri, Salmoniformes, Salmonidae. Bases 176 to 736 code for a protein of 186 amino acids. The transcript is spliced from 3 exons. Gene Ontology annotation, biological process: regulation of neurogenesis; regulation of transcription by RNA polymerase II; anterior/posterior pattern specification. Gene Ontology annotation, molecular function: protein dimerization activity; RNA polymerase II cis-regulatory region sequence-specific DNA binding; DNA-binding transcription factor activity, RNA polymerase II-specific.